AUGGCUGAACCAAUUCCAUUCGCUGUUACUUCAAAUCUCAUUCACAGGUUGGCCUCCGCAGAAUUUCUUGAAUUUGGACAGGAGUAUGAUGUGAAAAAAGAGUUGGAAGUGCUUAAGAAGACAAUUGAAUCUAUCAAUGAUGUGCUCCUUGAUGCUGACCACAAACAAGAUCAAGUUCGUGUGCGUAAUUGGAUAUCUGACUUCAAAGAAGUACUUUAUGCUGCAGAUGACUUCAUAGAUGAUCUUGCUAUCGAAUCUAGGAGAGACAAAUUGGGUGCAACCGACGUAAAAGAAGUAAACAGGGUACUUCGUUCCAUUUCAUCUUCAAAUCAACUUCCUUUAUACAAUGAAAUGCCUAACAAAAUUAAAGAAAUACGAGAAAGGAAACAGAUUCUUGUGUUAAAAUCUGAUAUCAUUGGAAGAGAUGAUAGCAAAAAGGAGAUUAUUAGUCUGUUGACACAACCUCAUGAAAACCAGAAAGUUUCUGUGAUUGCCAUUGUUGGCCUUGGUGGUUUGGGGAAGACAACUCUUGCUCAAUUGGUGUAUAAUGAAUUGGAAGAGCAGAAUUCUUUUGAAAUGCAAAUGUGGGUGUGUGUCUCUGAUAACUUUGAUGUUAAAACUAUCCUGAAGAAAAUAUUAGAAUCAAUUCCUGAUGGCCAAAGACAAGACCAAUCAUUAGAGAAGUUGCAAAAAGAGCUCCGUAGAAGUUUAAGUGGUAAGAAAUAUUUGUUGGUCUUGGAUGACAUUUGGAAUGAGUGUCAUACAAAGUGGGCUGAAGUGAGAAAGUACCUGAUGUGUGGCGCUCAAGAUAGCAAGAUUUUAGUGACAACUCGAAGUGAAAAUGUAGCAAAGGCAAUGACUGCUAGCACUUCCUAUCCUUUGAAAGGUUUGACUGAUGAAGAAUCUUGGAGUUUGUUGAAGAACAUUGCAUUUGAGGAUGAUUCCAGAGUCAAUCGAAAUCUAGAAUCAAUGGGGAAAGAAAUAGCCAAAAAAUGCAAAGGGGUUCCACUAGCAGUUAAAACGCUGGGAGGCCUGUUGCGAGGACAAAACCAAGAAAGUAGAUGGGAGAAUGUUUUACACGGUGACUUCUGGAAAUUAUGUGAAGAGCAAGAUAGUGUUAUGCCAAUUCUAAAAGUCAGUUACCACAACUUGUCGUCAGACAUGAGACAAUAUUUUGCUUAUUGCUCAUUAUAUCCCAAGGAUUCAGAAAUUCCAAAGGAUGAGUUGAUUAAGUCAUGGAUGGCACAGGGUUACCUUAAUUGUUCAACUGAAAAACAGCAGAUGGAGGAUGUCGGUAAUCAAUUUGUAAAGAUGUUUUUGAUGAACUCAUUUUUCCAAGAAACAACAAGGGAUGAACAUGGUGAGAUCUUUAGUUUCAAAAUGCAUGAUUUAAUGCAUGAUCUUGCAAUGCUUGUUGCUGGCAAUGAUUAUUGUUACUUGGACAGUAAGACAGAAAAAGUUGAAGGUAGACCCAUGCACGUGUCAUUGGAAUCUGAUGAGACUAUUAAUGUGUUGAAGUCAUUAGAUCCGAACAGGCUGAGAACUUUGAUUUUGCCGAAUGACUUCGAAGAGGAGAAAUAUUUGUCGAUUAUUGCAAAGUUCAAAUACUUGCGCGUAUUGAGGAUGUCAUCUCUUUCCUUCCACAAAUUAUUCGAUUCAAUUGGAAAAUUGAAGCAUUUAAGAUAUCUUGACAUCCUUGAUGAUUUCUCUUUGAGUGGGAUGCCAGUUGGGUUGGGAAAGUUGUACUCGUUGCAAUCCUUAUCGACCUUUGUUGUGGGAGACAGCCAAGAAACAAAAUAUGGCACAUUACAUGAAUUGAAAGACUUAAAUCUAAAAGGUAAGUUAAAAAUUCAGCAUCUCGAUCGUGUCAGAGACGUGGCUGUGGAAUCACAUGAUGUAAAUUUAAAAGAAAAAAAAUUCCUUCAUUCCUUGACUCUAGAUUGGUCGAUCGGAAGCAUCAUCGGUAACAGUUUACCAUUAUUAGAAAACCUUGAGCCCCACCGUAGUCUCAAGCGAUUGGAGGUGAAGGAAUAUCCAGGCAUGCGUUUCCCAAAUUGGCUUUCUCUCCUCACAAAUGUUGUUGACAUUCGUCUCUAUUUUCUUAGUAAUUGUCGCUGUCUCCCACCGUUGGAACGUCUCCCGUCCCUGAAGUCACUUGACAUAGAAUUUCUUGAUGAAUUGGAAUACAUAUAUCUCUACGAAGAUGGUUUUGCAGUAACCUUCUUCCCCUCUUUGCAGAGCCUCUUAUUAGAAAGUUGUCCGAAGCUCAGGGGAUGGCGGAGGCAGGGAGAUGAUAUCAAUGAUUCACAUAAUCUCUCCUCACCUCUUUCAUUUCCUCAUCUUUCUCAUCUACUUCUCUCCAAGUGUCCACAGUUGACUUGCAUGCCUACUUUUCUGGCCCUUGAGGAUUUAGGAUGGUGUGAUAGUAGUGUGGAGCCAUUAAUAGGAACACUAAACACAAGAGCGUCAACAUGUUCAGCUGGCUCAUCUUCCUCCGCUGCUCCUCUUUCCAUGCUCAAAGAAUGGAGGAUUAGUAAUGAUGUAAACAUCAAAGCGUUACCAAAGGGUUGGAUGCAAAAUCUGACUUCUCUCGAGUCUCUUCUAAUUGAUCAGUGUGAAAGUGAAACACUCGAGGAAUUUGGAAUUGGAUUUAAGGACGACACCAACUGCCUUCCUUCUCUGCGAAAAAUCAGCAUUAGUGGGUGUAACGACCUAGAGGCUUUGCCAGAUUGGAUUUGCAAUCUCGCAUCGCUUCACCACAUUGACAUCUCUGGUUGCCCACAUUUGGCAUCGCUCCCCGAAGGAAUAAGUGGUCUUACCAACUUAAAGAUGUUUGAAGUCGGGGAAUGUUCCCUCCUGAUUGAAGAAUGCCGAAGAGAGACAAGUGCUGUUAGUCGUCAAAUCGCACACAUCCCACAAAUAAUCCUUCGUGAAGAGUGA
Messenger RNA from Abrus precatorius (Indian licorice), 2940 nucleotides. RefSeq names its product putative disease resistance protein RGA1. The coding region runs from base 1 to 2940 and encodes 979 amino acids. Gene Ontology annotation, biological process: defense response to other organism. Gene Ontology annotation, molecular function: ADP binding. The transcript has 3 exons. The record is from RefSeq and is a predicted model, not a curated record. Lineage: Eukaryota; Viridiplantae; Streptophyta; Magnoliopsida; Fabales; Fabaceae.